UGCCAAAGCAGGUUCCCUACACCAGGUCGCACAGGUAGGCAUCCAGGCAGGUCUUGAACAUCUCCAGAGAAGGAGACUCCACCACCUCCCUGGGCAGCCUGUUCCAGUGCUCCGUCACCCUCACUGUAAAGAAGUUCUUGCGCAUGUUUGUGCGGAACUUCCUGUGCUGCAGUUUCCAGCCAUUUCCCCUUGUCCUGUCUCCACUCACCACUGAAAAGAGUCCGGCCUCACCAUUCUGCCCCCCACACCUUAGAUAUUUAUAGACCUGGAUCAGGUCCCCUCUCAGUCUCCUUUUCUCAAGGCUGAACAGACCCAGUUCACUCAGCCUUUCCUCAAAGGGGAGAUGCUCCAGGCCCUUCACCAUCUUCGUGGCCCUCCGCUGGACUCUUUCCAAGAGAUCCCUGUCUGUUUUGUACUGGGGAGCCCAGAACUGGACGCAGUACUCCAGAUGAGGUCUUACCAGGGCAGAGUAGAGGGGGAGGAUCACCUCCUUUGACCUGCUGGCCACGCUCUUUUUAAUGCACCCCAGUAAGCCAUUGGCCUUUUUGGCCACAAGGGCACACUGCUGGCUCAUGGCCAACCUGUCGUCCACCAGGACACCCAGGUCCCUCUCUGCAGAGCUCCCCUCCAGCAGGUCAUCCCCCAACCUGUACUGGUGCAUGCAAUUAUUCCUCCCCAGAUGCAAGACUCUACACUUGCUUUUGUUAAACCUCAUCCGGUUUCUUUCUGCCUAGCUCUCCAGCCUAUCCAGGUCUUGCUGAAUGGCAGCACAGCCCUCAGGCGUGUCAGCCAAUCCUCCCAACUUCGUAUCAUCGGCAAACUUGCUGAGGGUGGCCAUUAUCCCCUCAUCAAGGUCAUUGAUGAAGAUGUUGAACAAGACCGGACCCAGCACAGACCCCUGAGGAACACCGCUAGUUACAGGCCUCCAACCGGACUCUGCACCACCAACAACGACCCUCUGCGCUCUGCCAGUCAGCCAGUUCUCAACCCACCUCACUGUCCACUCAUCUAUCCCACACUUCCUCAGCUUUGUUAUAAGGACGUCAUGGGGGACAGUAUCAAAUGCCUUGCUGAAAUCAAGGUAGACUACAUCCACUACUCUCCCCCUAUCCACCCAGCCAGAGACAACAUCAUAGAAGGCUACCAGGUUGGUCAAGCACGACCUCCCCCUUGUGAACCCGUGCUGACUACUCCUGAUAACCUCCUCUUCUUCCAGUUGUCUGGAGAUGACAUCCAGUACAAGCUGUUCCAUCACCUUUCCAGGGACAGAGUCUUCAGGCACCUUCCCCGUCUUCCAAGACUUCUCAAAGAUGACCGAAAGCGGUUCAGCAAUCACCUCUGCCAGCUCCUUCAGCACCCGUGGAUGAAUCCCAUCGGGUCCCAUGGAUUUCUGAACAUUGAUGUUGCCUAGGCGCUCCCGGACCACCUCUUCCCUGACAGAAGGGGGGUCUUCCAUUCCCCAGAUCCUCUCACUAAUCUCCAGGGUCUCAGAUUCCCGAGGGGGAGCUUUUUCACUGAAGACAGAAGCAAAGAAGGCAUUCAGUAUCUCCGCCUUCUCAGCAUCCCCCGUUACCAGAACACCCCCGUCACUUAGCAGGGGAGCCACAUUCUCCCUAGUCUUCCUUUUACUGUUAAUGUACUUGAAAAAACCUUUUUUAUUAUCCUUUAUC
Molecule: messenger RNA, 1670 nt
Organism: Lagopus muta (rock ptarmigan)
Lineage: Eukaryota; Metazoa; Chordata; Aves; Galliformes; Phasianidae
Exons: 2
Coding region: 680-1411 (243 amino acids)
Source: RefSeq, a predicted model, not a curated record